Wyeomyia smithii (pitcher-plant mosquito) is the source of this 1831-nucleotide messenger RNA. RefSeq names its product adenosine deaminase 2-like. Lineage: Eukaryota; Metazoa; Arthropoda; Insecta; Diptera; Culicidae. Gene Ontology annotation, molecular function: adenosine deaminase activity. Bases 68 to 1534 code for a protein of 488 amino acids. Gene Ontology annotation, biological process: adenosine catabolic process; inosine biosynthetic process. The transcript is spliced from 2 exons. The record is from RefSeq and is a predicted model, not a curated record.
GCCGUUCGAAAGAGUGAGCGCAUUGGUUUUUAAUCAGUUGCUAGAAACGGUUUCGUUGCAAGUGAAUAUGUCGCGCGUGUCGUUUGAGGAAUUUCAAGCGCAACGCGCUGAGUUCAUUGCCCAGGAAGAGAACCGAGCUCUGGGGGCGGACAUUGUCUUGAACGAAGACGAACGGAAAGUCAACGAGUACUUGAUGAAGCUGAAAAAAGCAGAAUUAGACAUAGGCUUCAAUACACCUAGCCAAUUUUUACCAUCGCGACAUUUCUUUCAAGUUGUGGAUAAAAUAAAGGCCUCCCCGCUGUUUCAACUGAUACAAAAAUUGCCCAAAGGAGGAAUUUUACACGCACAUGACACCGCGAUCGGUAGCAUGGAAACAAUCGUGAAAGCAACUCACAAGGAUCACCUGUGGCAGUACGGAGAGUUCGGUCGUGCCGAUACACCAAGGUUCAAAUUUUCCAGAACUAAACCUGAUGAGUUAGAUGGUUCCGGGUGGCGAUUAGUGGCCGAUAUUCGGAAAGAAAUUGGCAACGAAGGCUAUGAUCAUAAUAUUCGGAACUUAUUUAGUCUAUUCAACAAAGACCCACUGAAUUCUUUUCACUGUAUCAAUCACAUUUGGGGUAUUUUCGCCAAUAUUUUUAUGUCUCUGGAAGCGAUAGUUACUUUUAAACCUGUCUGGGAGGAAUACUUUUAUCAAUCAUUGAAAGAACUGUAUGCGGACAAAGUGUGCUAUUUGGAGUUACGCGGAGUGCUACCUCAGCUUUACGAUCUAGACAACCGCACUUAUGGGCCCGAAGAAGUGGUUCGAAUCUACUAUGAUCUAGUGGAAAAAUUCAAGAGCGAACAUGAGGACUUUAUCGGCGCUAAGUUUAUUUACGCACCGCAUCGUCUGUGUGAUGAUGCCACCUUCAGCCAGUACAUGGAUAUCGCGGAGCGAUUGCACCAAAAGUUCCCCACCUUCGUGGCUGGGUUUGAUCUGGUUGGGCAGGAAGACUUGGGGCGGCCGCAUAGCGAUUUCAACGAACGGCUGCUGAAAAUGAACCCAUCGAUACAGUUCUUCUUUCACGCGGGCGAAACUAACUGGAAUGGCUACACGGAUGAGAAUUUGAUAGACGCCAUUUUGCUCGGAACAAAACGAAUCGGCCAUGGAUUUGCAGCCAUCAAACAUCCCCGCGUGCUGGAGGAAAUAAAAAGACGCAAAAUUUGCAUCGAACUUAAUCCGUUAUCCAACCAAGUGUUGAAACUGGUCGAUGAGUUGCGGAACCAUCCGGGUACGUUCUACUUCUCCGACAAUUACCCGGUGGUGGUUUCCUCGGACGAUCCUGCCUUCUGGUGUGCUUCUCCGCUAUCCCAUGACUUCUAUGUAGCAUUCCUGGCAUUGGCCUCUGCCCGGCAGGAUCUUCGCUUGCUGAAGAAGCUGGCUCUGAAUUCCAUUGAAUACAGCGCAAUGUCGAAAGCGGAAAAAGUGGAAGCCAAGCACAAAUGGAACAUCUCCUGGAAUAACUUUAUUGAUCAGACUGUUAAACUGGUUGCGUAAUAGCUAUUGGAAGGUUGCAACAAAUUGUCAACAACAGUGGAGUCAGUAUUUAUGGCAUUGAUCACUUAUCGCUGCCACAAACAAUCGGUAGUGCUAGUGGCAUCUGCGAUAAAAGAACAAUCAUCCAUUGAAUAAAUUCCAACAAGCAGCGUUAAAUUACUUAACUGUUAUCAACGGAAAGUUACGAAUCUUAUCACAAGAGCAAUAAAUCAUGGGAAUGGAUGGUUCAUUGUUUCCAUUUUUUGUUACUAAGUUCGACUUUAUAUUUAGAACAGAUCAAAAUAUAAAGCAGUUUAU